This is a messenger RNA of Laetiporus sulphureus 93-53, 476 nucleotides long. RefSeq lists its product as uncharacterized. The annotation marks the transcript as partial. The record is from RefSeq and is a predicted model, not a curated record. Lineage: Eukaryota; Fungi; Basidiomycota; Agaricomycetes; Polyporales; Laetiporaceae. The transcript is spliced from 3 exons.
ACAUGUCUUGCAGCGAGGAUCCUCCAUACUACGUCCUAGUGGCCCAUUCAUCCCCUUUGAGCAACCCGGCUCCCACCUCCUCGUCGCUCAGCCACCCGGUGAUCGAGUACCACUACGCCGAUGACUCUCCCAGAGCCCUCUUGCCGCACUAUCCAGGCGAGCAUGUCCUCGUCAUAGACUACGAUCCGAACAGAGGCUCCUCCCCGACAGUGAAGAGCCUGUCGGCCGACGUGGCGGUGACAGGGCUUAGGAUCACCGAUGCUCCUGGAGCGGAUGAGCUGAAUAGGAACAACAAGAUGUAUAUCCUUGAGACAACGGCUGUGCCCGAGGAACGUGUCGAAGAGAACGACUGUCAAUCACCUCAGGCAGUCCUUACUCGUUUCAAGCAGCGAAAUGCGAUUCUGAGACGUGCACUCGAAUAUCCUGAGUGUCUCGACGACACACAACCAUCGACGACGAUGAAUGAAGAACGGUAG